AAUAAAUUAAAAUUUGUUUCUCUUUUUCAUUAAUAAUUCUGUUACAGAUCUGAAGAACCAACAUCCAAUAUUUCUGAUGAUUUACUUCAGAAACCAUGGCAGGAAAUGGAUGAGAUUGACUGGAGCGAAAAGUCCUUGGAUAGUCUUCUGACAGAAACAGAAAAAUACACGCCCUUGGCAGAGAUUGGAAAUCAUUCAAAGAUUCCACACGUCAACAUUUUACUAUUGGGGCGUAUUUCAUCGGGAAAAUCCAGUUUCUUCAAUACCGUAGACUCUGUUAUCAAGGGGAGAUUAUCUCAUAGGUCACGUGCCGGAUGUGCAAGUUCUAGCUUAACAAAAUCACUUGAUGUUUACAAAGUAAAAGGAAGAAAAACAUCUGGCGCCUUAAACUUUAGAAUGGUAGAUUGUCGUGGUUUAGAAGAAGACCAAAGUGUGAACUCUCGAGAUGUUGAGGCAAUUCUGGAUGGUCACGUGAUGGAUGGAUAUGUGUUCAAUCAAAGUACACCGAUUACUAAAGAUAAUCCCAAGUUUAGAAAAGAUCCGACCUUAGCUGAUCGUAUCCACUGUGUCAUCUUUGUUGUUGAUGGUUCGAAUCCACCCGAAAUAACAAUGUCUCAGAACGUUGAAAAACAAGUGAAAGAACUCCAAGAAAUGAUGAAUAGACGAAAAAUCCCGCAGUUGAUCCUGCUUACCAAAGUUGAUACGAUGGCUACUGCAAAGGAAGACUUGUCGAAAGUUUUUCACAGUAGAAGCGUCUUGGAGAUGAGAGACAAAGUCGCCAUGUCGUUUGGGUUGCCUCCCUAUACCGUUCUGCCGAUGCAAAAUCUCGCAAACUCUCCAACUGUCUCCAAAGAGAUUAAAAUACUGACAUUGUACAAUCUUCGUCAGGUACUUCGAGCUGCGGACGAUUUUCUGGAAAAUCAGGAAGAGGAGAUAUCGGGAGAUAAAUAUCUAGGAGCUCAGACUGAAUCUUAUUAAUUGAAAAUUUUCAAGAACAAAAUUUUCCUUGUGACAAGAUUUUUUUUUUAUUUUUGACUAAAAAAAAAUUUAUGGAUCCAAAAACUUAGAGUAGCGUAUUUCACCCUUGUCUUGAUCAUUAUCAAUUAUCAACCUCAUAGGUUGAUAGAAACGUGCAUUGUUAAUUAAGUUUUAAAACAAAACCUUUUUUAAAAAAAUGCGAAGUAAAGCAUGCAUGCUGGGUUCAUCUG
Saccostrea echinata is the source of this 1208-nucleotide messenger RNA. Its product is annotated as interferon-induced protein 44-like. The record is from RefSeq and is a predicted model, not a curated record. Lineage: Eukaryota; Metazoa; Mollusca; Bivalvia; Ostreida; Ostreidae. The coding region runs from base 106 to 978 and encodes 290 amino acids. Gene Ontology annotation, molecular function: GTP binding. The transcript is spliced from 5 exons.